AAUCGGUGCUUCGUCUACGACGGGGCGCGUUUGAACAUUAUAAUACAUGUAUGUUUGUUUUCCAUGGUUUCAUAACGCCGUUUUUUAGUGUAAUUUAGGUGACGUCCUGUUUACGUGAAGAUUGACAGCCGUCCUAGCAGAGAAGAAGGUACAGCGGAAGAUUCCCAUUUGGACCAUUUUUUUUCUUUUAUUUGAUGCUAUUUCUCAACAAGGUGCUCCGGCAGCUGCCCUGGAGGACCCAAGUGCUCAUUUACCCGCCUGGUCCGAUCUAAAGUAGAGCCAUGCAGGCGCCGCCAUUGUUUCUGCUGCUUCUCGCCGCUCUUCCAUCUCUUGUGGUGCCCAUACAUAAUUCAUCAGCCAAAGGCUGCGCCAUCAUCCGGCCUCCGAGAGAUGGAGGGAUUCGAUACAGAGGCCUGACGCAAGAGCAGAUCCGCAGCGUGGAUUUCCUGCCAGUGGAUUAUGAGAUCGAGUACAUCUGCAGGGGAAACCGGGUGAUUGUGGGACCCAAAGUCAGGAAGUGUUUGCCCAACCGCACGUGGACGGAUAUCUCGCAGCACAGCAGAUGUUUGUUGCUGUGUCCUCGCGUGUGGACGUCUUUGGAGAACGGUCAGGUGACGGCGAAGCCGCCAGGGCAGCCGGUGGAGGGCACGGUGCUGCAUUACAGGUGUCAUGGCGGCUUCAUCCUGGAGGGCAGGAACGUCAGCCAUUGUACCAAACUGGGGAAGUGGGAUGCUCCCAAACCCAUCUGCCUCUAUGACAAAAACGACACAGGCAAGAAGAAGCUGUACAUCGGCGCUCUGUUCCCCAUGAGCGGAGGCUGGCCGGGCGGACAGGCGUGCAUGCCCUCCGCGCAGAUGGCUCUGGACGUGGUCAACAACCGGAGCGACAUCCUACCGGACUACGAGCUGGAGCUCAUCCACUACGACAGCAUGUGCGACCCAGGAGAAGCCACCAAGUUGCUGUACGACCUUCUCUACACGGAGCCCAUCAAGAUCGUACUGAUGCCAGGAUGCAGCGGCGUCUCCACGCUGGUGGCAGAAGCGGCUCGAAUGUGGAACCUCAUCGUGCUCUCGUAUGGCUCCAGCUCACCGGCUUUGUCCAACCGCCAGCGCUUCCCCACCUUCUUCCGCACGCACCCGUCAGCCACGCUGCACAACCCCACCAGGGUGCAGCUAUUCCAGAAGUGGAAGUGGACUCGCAUCGCCACCAUCCAGCAGACCACCGAAGUCUUCACCUCGACUCUGGACGACCUGGAGCAGAGAGUCAAGGAGGCUGGCAUCGAAAUCAGCGUCCGCCAAAGCUUCCUCACCGACCCGGCUGUGGCUGUCAAAAACCUCAAGCGACAGGAUGCGAGGAUCAUCGUGGGGCUGUUCUACGAGACAGAAGCCAGGAAGGUGUUUUGCGAGGUGUUCAAAGAGAAGCUCUACGGGAAGAAGUACGUGUGGUUCCUCAUCGGCUGGUACGCCGACAACUGGUUCAAGAUCAAGGACCCGGCCAUCAACUGCACAGUGGAGAACAUGACGGAGGCCGUGGAGGGUCAUGUGACCACAGAGAUUGUCAUGCUCAACCCUGAGACCGUCAGAGGUGUCUCCAACAUGACAUCACAAGAGUUUCUGGCUGCCUUGAUGUCUCGUCUGGGAGGAAUGAAUCCCGAAGAGACGGGCGGCUUCCAGGAGGCCCCCUUGGCCUACGACGCAGUCUGGGCCCUGGCACUGGCCCUCAAUAAGACGGUGGCGCCGCUCAAGGCAAAAGGUCGGCGGCUGGAGGACUUCAACUACAACAACCACGACAUCACGUCCGAGAUCUACCGUGCUCUCAACACCAGCUCCUUCGAGGGGGUUUCGGGUCAGGUGGUGUUUGACGCUCAGGGUUCCAGGAUGGCAAUGACCCUCAUUGAACAACUUCAAGGGGGCAGUUACAAGAAGAUCGGCUACUAUGACAGCUCUCAGAAGAACCUCUCCUGGUUUGGCAACGACGUCUGGAUCGGGGCGGGGCCACCAGCGGACCGGACCGUGGUGAAAGAACAGUACCGCUUCUUGUCGCAGAAGCUGUUUGCCGCUGUGUCGGUAUUCGCCGGCCUGGGCAUCCUGCUGGGCAUCGUGUGUCUGACCUUCAACAUCUACAACGGCAACGUGCGCUACAUCCAGAACUCCCAGCCCUACCUGAACAACAUGACGGCAGCGGGCUGCAUGAUGGCGCUUGCUGCCGUCUUCCCGCUCGGCAUCGACGGCCACCACGUACACCGCUCGCAGUUCCCCGUUGUCUGCCAGUUCCGCCUGUGGCUCCUCGGCCUGGGAUUCAGCCUGGCCUACGGCAGCAUGUUCACUAAGAUCUGGUGGGUCCACACGCUCUUCACCAAGAAGGACGAGAAGAAAGAGAAGAAAAAGCAGCAUUUGGAGCCGUGGAAACUGUACGCAACUGUGGGAGUGCUGCUGGCCGUAGACUUCCUGUCACUCGUUAUCUGGCAAAUUGUGGACCCACUGCACAUCACUGUGGAGAAGUUCACCAGGGAGGCCCCCAAAGUGGACUCUGACGUGCUGAUCCAGCCGUUGUUGGAGCACUGCAGCUCAGAGAAGAUGAACACAUGGCUUGGUGUGGUUUACGGCUAUAAGGGUCUGCUGCUGCUGCUUGGCAUCUUUUUGGCCUACGAGACCAAGUCUGUCUCUACGGAGAAGAUCAACGACCACCGGGCGGUGGGGAUGGCCAUUUACAAUGUGGCCGUCUUGUGUCUGAUCACGGCUCCGGUGACCAUGAUCCUGUCUUCGCAGCAGGACGCCUCCUUCGCAUUCGCCGCCCUGGCUAUCGUCUUCUCCGCUUACAUCACUCUGGUGGUGCUCUUUGUGCCAAAGAUGCGGCGCCUCAUCACGCGUGGCGAGUGGCAGUCGGAGCAGCAGGACACGCUGAAGACGGGCUCGUCCACCAACAACAACGAUGAGGAGAAGUCUCGGCAGCUGGAACGGGAGAACAGGGAGCUGCAGAAGAUCAUCCAGGAGAAAGAGGAGAGGGUGUCAGCACUCCGCAACCAGCUCGCCGAGAGACAAGCUCUCCGUAGCCGCCGCCGACCCUCCGUGGGUCAGAACCAGAACCACAACGCGCCGCCACCGUCCCAGACGGACCCCAAGUCUCUGCUUCCUCCGCCGGGCUACCCGAGCGCGGACAAUCACCCUCUGCCGCCUUCCUUCUCCAACUCGUCCAACUUGUACCCGGCCGAGAGCAAAAUGAGCCGCAACCACUGUCACAACAGCCAGAUCCCGCUCCUGUACAAGUAGGCGGGGCCUAAAAAGGAGUUAAGGCGGGGGGAAGGGGGGAGCUUUGUCACGGAACGCGAGACACCCCCGGAUACUGUGACUUUUACGUUGUUCCGCCACACCACUUGGCGGCACACCGGCUGCCCCUUCGCCUGCACCCCUUCACAGCCGCCUUGAGUGGUCGCCACGGCAACAAGCACAUCUCAGACUCGCAGCACAGGAGCCCCCCCCCAUCGAUGUUAUCCUCCUCCCUGACCCUUUUUUGUGGAGGCAUCACGUGUGCUGGAGCGUCUCUCCAGUGGUAUACACACACACACACACACACACACACACAUUGGUGUUCUCUGUGGUCCUGUAGUCCUAAUUUGGUCAGUUCUGUGUUCACGCGGCCGCAGGAGGUGAAAUAGCCAUAAGACUCGAGGCAGAACGAGGAGCACAUGUCCGAAUACAAAUCAAAGACGAACAUUUUCAUAGCAGACAAUGACAUUUUCCUGCAUGCCUACUUGUGUAAAUAAACACUGAAAGCACAGGUUUUUAUUUAAUUCAGCAGAUGAUCCACAUCCUAAUUGUUUCUUUUAAUACUUUUAAUCAGACAAUCUACUUUUUGCUUUCCUUUAACAGCCAGGGAACCACUUGUCUAUCGUUUCAGUGUGCACUGUAUGAGUCCACGUUUGCUUGUGGUUGUUGUUAUGAUCUAUGUUAGCUCAGGGCGCGGGGAAACUAAACGAAUGGAAAAGGCCAUACUUAUUCUACUCAUGAAGACACGCGGUUGUCAGUGUAACAUAUGAAUGCAGAACCACGCCAGAAAACUUGCACACGCAAGCGUAAUAUAUUACCUAGGAUCAUAAAUGUUAAUAUAUUUCAGAGUAUGUGUAUGCAAAAUAUGUGAGUACCAUAAAAUUAUUGUUUCUA
Messenger RNA from Nerophis lumbriciformis (worm pipefish), 4160 nucleotides. It is a transcript of the gene gabbr1a, whose product is annotated as gamma-aminobutyric acid (GABA) B receptor, 1a. NCBI's taxonomy places the organism in Eukaryota, Metazoa, Chordata, Actinopteri, Syngnathiformes, Syngnathidae. Gene Ontology annotation, molecular function: G protein-coupled GABA receptor activity. The record is from RefSeq and is a predicted model, not a curated record. Gene Ontology annotation, biological process: G protein-coupled receptor signaling pathway; gamma-aminobutyric acid signaling pathway. Gene Ontology annotation, cellular component: G protein-coupled receptor heterodimeric complex; membrane.